AUGGACGGCGUCUGCGAUCAGCGGCACAGCGGCACGGCUCUCAUCGACGCCACGGCGCCGGCGGCCCGCUCUCUCACCUUCGAUUGGCUGAGGAGACACACCUCGCUGCUCGCGGAUGCGCUGCAGCGGCACGCGUCGCCGAGGCAGGCCGUGGUCGGCCUCCUCUCCGAGCGCAGCGCCGAGCAGGUCUGCGGCGUCUUCGCCAUCUGGCGAGCGGGCGGAGUCUACCUCCCUCUCGACCCGACCGACCCGGAGAGCCGUCUUGCGUGCGUGGUGGAGGACGCGCGGCCGGCGGCGCUGCUGGUGGCGGCGGCGUGCGAGGCCGCCACCAGCCGACUGCACACCGUCGGCGUGCCGCGGGUGCAGCUUGAGUCGGGCCGGCUGCUCGGUGCCACGUCGAGCAGCCUCGCCGAAAAUGGGAGGACCUUGCCCGAGGGCGAGAGCACGACCAGGUCGACGAGCGGCAGCGCGCACUCCGCCGGCGGCUGCCGUCGGCUGAUGGCAGGCUGCUGCUACCUGCUCUACACCUCCGGCUCGACGGGCGAGUCGAAGGGCGUGCUUGGCAGCCGCGCGGGCCUCGAGGCGCGCGCUGGCUGUGGCACCCCGUUACCUAAUCGCAAGUAA
Molecule: messenger RNA, 624 nt
Organism: Emiliania huxleyi CCMP1516
Lineage: Eukaryota; Haptophyta; Isochrysidales; Noelaerhabdaceae
Exons: 1
Coding region: 1-624 (207 amino acids)
Source: RefSeq, a predicted model, not a curated record